GCUUCUCUCAGAGCUUCUCACGAAUAUCGAAGAUUCUUUCGAUUCUUGAAUCUUUUUUUUUUUUGCUGAAUACUUUCGAUUCUUGAAUCAGUUUUUCGAGAUGGGUCUUAAAGGAUUCGCCGAAGGAGGCAUUGCUUCGAUCGUCGCCGGCUGCUCCACCCACCCGCUGGACCUCAUCAAGGUCCGAAUGCAGCUCCAGGGCGAGCCGGUCCGGGCACCCGCCCCGAGCCCAGCCCUCCAGCCCUCCUUAGCCUUCAAUUCUGGCCGUGCAGCUGCCUUCCCCGCGGCCGUCCCGGCGCCGCCCCGCCCCGGCCCUAUCUCGGUGGGCAUCGGGAUCGUCCGGGCCGAGGGGGCUGCAGCUCUUUUCUCCGGGGUUUCCGCCACCGUGCUCCGGCAGACCCUCUACUCGACCACCCGGAUGGGGCUGUACGACGUGCUGAAGCAGAAAUGGACCGACCCCGACUCGAACAAGAUGCCGCUGGGGAGGAAGAUAGCGGCGGGUCUUGUUGCCGGUGGGAUCGGGGCCGCCGUGGGGAACCCCGCAGACGUGGCGAUGGUGAGGAUGCAAGCCGAUGGCCGGCUUCCCGCAGCUCAGCGGCGCAACUACAGAGGUGUCGGUGAUGCGAUCAUGAGCAUGACGAGGCAGGAGGGGGUGGCGAGCCUGUGGCGGGGCUCAUCCCUCACGGUGAACCGCGCGAUGAUCGUGACAGCCUCCCAGCUCGCCACGUACGACCAGGUGAAGGAGGCGAUCCUAGGGAACGACCUCAUGGCAGACGGGCUUGGGACCCAUGUGACCGCCAGCUUUGCAGCUGGGUUCGUGGCAGCCGUGGCCUCGAACCCCGUGGAUGUGAUCAAGACCCGUGUGAUGAACAUGAAGGUGGAGCCAGGGGCAGUCCCGCCCUAUGCAGGAGCACUGGACUGUGCCUUGAAGACGGUGCGGGCGGAGGGACCAAUGUCCCUCUACAAAGGGUUCAUCCCCACGAUCUCCAGGCAGGGUCCAUUCACGGUGGUCCUGUUCGUGACGCUCGAGCAGGUUCGAAAGAUCCUCAAGGACUUUUAAUUGCGACGAUGACGAAAAAAGUUAUUAUACGAGAUUAUUUGUUGUAGUCCAAUAAUUUUUCUUUCUUUUUUUUCCUUCCUAUUUUGGGUAUUCAUUUUUUAGAUGAUAUAUGAGAUGAAGAGAUUUUUAACAUAAAUCAGAUCCCAUUUAUUUGUCUUCUAACUGUUGUAUUCUAUACCUGGGAGUAAUCCAAAGAAACGUGGGUUUACGUUAA
Punica granatum (pomegranate) is the source of this 1274-nucleotide messenger RNA. The record is from RefSeq and is a predicted model, not a curated record. NCBI's taxonomy places the organism in Eukaryota, Viridiplantae, Streptophyta, Magnoliopsida, Myrtales, Lythraceae.